AUGAAGGUUCGUUCGUCUGUAAAGCGCAUGUGCGAUGGCUGCAAGGUCGUUCGUCGACGGAGAAAAGUGUAUGUAAUCUGUGAUCGCAGUCCCAAACACAAGCAACGCCAGGGAUUCCACACGAGUGCGUUCGCAUCCUUUGCAGUCCUGCAGGACUGCGCUGUUACCUCUCCGAAUGCGAGCUUCCAGGCCGUUCUGAAGCAGCAACUGUUCCCUGAUCUUGCUCCCUUUAAGGCCUUCCGUGAUGCAGCCAUCGAGAUCCCCAAGCUCUGCUAG
This is a messenger RNA of Peronospora farinosa, 276 nucleotides long. The record is from the annotation of a GenBank genome assembly. Lineage: Eukaryota; Oomycota; Peronosporomycetes; Peronosporales; Peronosporaceae.